UGCGCUUUAAUUUCGAAACCUCUUCUGUCUGUGAACCUGAGGUGUCUCUAAACUCUUUGCUAUAAUUUGUACGUUUGUAUUAAGUGUUCAGAAAUGGCUGCAAGAUAUGAUAGAGCUAUAACAGUUUUUUCUCCGGACGGUCAUCUGUUUCAAGUGGAAUAUGCUCAGGAGGCUGUAAAGAAGGGCUCCACAGCUGUUGGAAUCAGGGGUAAAGAUAUUGUUGUCCUGGGUGUUGAGAAGAAGUCAGUGGCAAAGCUUCAGGAUGAGAGAACCGUCAGGAAGAUCUGUGCCCUGGAUGAGCAUGUGUGCAUGGCCUUUGCAGGUCUCACUGCAGAUGCCAGGAUUGUCAUUAACAGAGCAAGAGUUGAGUGCCAAAGUCACAGGCUCACGGUCGAGGACCCAGUUACUGUAGAGUACAUCACCCGCUACAUUGCCACACUCAAACAGCGGUACACUCAAAGCAACGGACGCCGUCCCUUUGGUAUCUCUGCCCUUAUUGUGGGUUUUGACUAUGACGGAACCCCACGUCUAUAUCAGACAGAUCCCUCUGGAACAUACCAUGCAUGGAAGGCAAAUGCGAUCGGGCGCAGUGCUAAGACGGUGAGGGAGUUUCUGGAGAAAAACUACAUAGAAGAAUCCCUCGCGAGUGAUAAUGAUGCCAUCAAACUGGCCAUCAAAGCCUUACUAGAGGUUGUGCAAUCUGGGGGCAAGAACAUCGAACUGGCUGUUAUCCGGAGAAACCAGCCCCUAAAGAUUCUGGAGUCCAAAGAGAUCGAAACACUGGUGGCUGAAAUAGAAAAGGAGAAAGAGGAGGAAGCAGAGAAGAAAAAGCAAAAGAAGUCUUCAUAAAUCACUUUCGUGACCGCAUAUUUCCUCUCUUAAUUUUGUUUAUAUGGGCAGAAGGCCCACACUGACUCCACUCCCCCAUCUCUCAUCUGCUAAGAGCACAAUCUCUCAGUCUUCUGCUGGUCCCAGAAUAUGUUAAUUACAACAGACGUAUUAUCCGUUGACUAUGUAUACAAUAUUUACUGAAAGCAUGCUAAGGGUUUGGGGUUACCAAGACAGACAGGAUUGCAGGUUGUCAAGCACGCGCUGCAUUUCAGUCCUGGUCACUUGUAAAGGAGCUCUGCACUACAGAAUUCUGGGAGAAUGUGCUCUGGUCUGACUAUCCUAAUAAACCAUUUUGAUUUGUA
Triplophysa dalaica is the source of this 1193-nucleotide messenger RNA. It is a transcript of the gene psma8, whose product is annotated as proteasome 20S subunit alpha 8. Gene Ontology annotation, cellular component: nucleus; proteasome core complex, alpha-subunit complex; proteasome core complex. The record is from RefSeq and is a predicted model, not a curated record. Gene Ontology annotation, biological process: ubiquitin-dependent protein catabolic process. NCBI's taxonomy places the organism in Eukaryota, Metazoa, Chordata, Actinopteri, Cypriniformes, Nemacheilidae. Bases 94 to 849 code for a protein of 251 amino acids. The transcript is spliced from 7 exons.